GCCUCGACGCCGCCGGAGCCCACCGUGUCGCCCUCGGCCUCGAGUGACACGGUGGGCGUGUUCUGGGACAUUCAGAACUGCAGCGUGCCGCGUGGUAAGAGUGCGUGCAAAGUGGUGGACCGGGUGCGCGAGUUGCCGUGGCUGCGGGGCAAGGCCGAGCACGAGUUCGUGGUGGUGUGCGACGUGACCCAGAUGCACGAGGACACGUUGCACGAGCUCAACCAGAGUCAGGUGUGCGUGCAGCACGUGAGCGCCGCCAAGAAGAACUCGGCCGAUGAGAAGCUCCGGCAGAACAUGAACAAGUUUGUGGACCUCUUCGGACGGCGAGCCACCCUCGUGGUCAUCUCCGGCGACACGGACUUCCUGGGUGAUCUCUCGGAUUUUCGUCGCCGCAAAGGUGUGACGGUGGUGCUACUCCACAAUCGUCAAACCAACGAGUUUCUCUUGAAUGUGGCCAACGUGAAGAUCGACUUUAAUGCGCUUUUGGAAGAUAUCCCCAAAAGCAACUCGACUUCACCUUUCACGUUCAACGAGCUUGAGAUCACACAGUUGCCUUCCCCUUGUUCCAUGCACCCCAAAGUUGUUAAGCAAAGGCUCGAAGAUAUUUGCCAAGCCCAUCAAGGCAAACUGAAGUUAUUCAUUAGCGAUCAGCGAAUAGCCGUGCUCAAAUUCGAUCAAGGAGACAAAACCACCAAAGCUCUGCAUGCCUUACGGACCAACUCGUACGGUUUGUAUGGCCUGCAAGUCGAUUACAACAAGCGUGGGUUCAAUCGCGCCAAAACGCUGUCAGCCAGUCCUAGUCUGGACCUGCAGCCGCAAUUUCCCCCGCAUUUGCCUACGGAGAUCGCUAAAACCAGACCAAUAGCCAAGGUGACGGCGGUGAAUUCUUAUGUCCAAUCAAUGACAGCAACUGCCCAAGUUUUGGAACCCAACCAACUGAUGGUCACGAAAGACGUCAACAGCGAUUUGAGACGAGUCAGUUCAAAUGUAAUGGAGCUUCAGAAGAAUUCCCAACAUCCCCCUGAUCUAUCCAAGUUAUCGCCCAUGGCACGACGAAGAAUGCAGAUUCUGGAAGACUCACGCGGUUUAAGCCCCAGUCCUGCCAACAAUGGAGCGAAGAAGAAGAAGAAACGACAGCGAUCGCGGCGGUCCCAGAGUCGCCAAUCCUCGAGAUCGCGAACUCACUCGGGCACCUCUGAAGAGAGCGGCGAGAGUCGAGAUGUGUUGGUCGAAGAGUUUCGAGCUCUGGGUAUUGGCUCGUGUCCGGGUAAGAUCCAAGUAGUUGUGACAGUUCUUGCCCCAGAUCUGACCUCCGCUUAUGUUGAGAGCUACCUGAGUCAAUGCUUGGGUUUGGACCUCACUGGUUUGAAGAAGUCUCAAGGACAAUGGAGUGUCACGAGCCUCCUCUCCGGCAUUGAUGAAGUCCACCGAGUUCAAGAGCUGAUCCAAAAGAAACCCGAUGGAAUGAGUGUCAAGAUAUUGCACACAAAUGACAAACACUAUCGACAAAGCCAGGUGUAUGCCCUGGUUCCGGAGAAAGGGAACAUCCCGUGGAAUGAUAUCAAAUCCCAGAGUCAAAUGUUCCUCACCUUCGAUGAGGUCAAGGCCAUGUCAGACUUGAUUGUCGUCCAGGAUUUGGAAGGAGAGUAUUGGCUUGAACGAGCACACAGUGAUGCUAAUGAUGGCCCUCGACUGAUACUUCCAACCGUCUUGACAACCCUGUCGAAACUCAAAGACAGACUCCAGAAGGCCUUCUGGACUCACAACAAUAAUAUUCCAUUCGAUUCAAUGUUGGACGCUCUUAAUACCAAGGACCCAAAUGAUCCCAUUCCAAUUUUGCCCGCCAAACAAGGAGGGGUCCCACUAGAGCAACUUCUAAAUGCUCUUGAUAUGUCUGAGGUUGUCCACGGUAUUCAUGGCAGAGCCUUUGUUUGUCCCAAAGGCGAGAAACCCAAACCCAAUGCCAAGAAUCCCGGGCUAGCCGUUUUGGAACGGAAGUUUCUGCACGUAUUAGAGUUGACCCCUUUUCAUCGGAUGGUCUGGGAGACGGACUUCUACGAAAGCUUCUAUGUCGCCUUUCAAGAAAGGUUGAACGAUGUUUGCGCCCCAUUCGGAGGAGUGGAGAAUGUCCUUGAUCAGCUCAAGGACACUUUUCGACUCAUUGGAAUGAAAGAGAAAGCUGAGAUCACGCUGAACAUCCAUUACCAAAAACGGGUGUUCAUGAUCGCUCUCAGAAAAGUAUUGGCCUCUCAGCCCCCAACCAGCCUUCGUCGUGGAAUGUCUGUGGAACCCAAGGCUCUGGCUCCUUUGUUCGAGGCACGACUGAAAAAGCCCUUUCGGGUCAAUGAUUUCGGUGUAUGCACCGUUGAAGAUUUGCUGGAAAUCAUGCUUAAGUCCAAGCAAAACUUAUUUCAUCUAGCCGAAGGACGACUUCAUUUCAAGGACGGGAUAUUGAGCUUCUUAACUCGAAGCGCGUCCAUUUUGAGCCGCGUGGAUGGUUACUCUUGUUCAGUGGAGGAAUUCAAUCGAUUGUACACCCAAGCCUAUGGAGCCUAUUCCAUAGCAAACAUGAGCUUCAAAUCCUUGAAGGAUCUGUGUUCCGAAUUCAUGCACGAGCUCGAGUUCUCCCCAGGGAAUCCAGGAUCCCCAGAUCGGAUUAGUCUAUCCAAGCAGCAGAAACUGCGCCAUUUGAAAGCCACUGUUUGUCAGGUGGUCAAGGGCAGCCAGGAGCAUUUGCUUCCAUUGGAUCAACUUCAUGCCGAAUGUAUGAACAAGAACCAGUACGAUCUGACCGCAAAUCUGGCCUACCAUGGCCUAGAUCUGCCUAGUCUAGCCAAAAGCAUUGGCAAUGAGACGGAUUGGGUUACCGUCGCCUGUUCCGGGAAGAAAGUUGCUCUAGCGUGGAACAACGGCCAAUGGUUGGAGCGUUUCCAGAAAAGAAUCGUGUUCCUCUUGUUCCACUGCCCUGGGAGGAGGAUCAGGAUCACUCUAUUGGAACGACUCUUCACCAUGACCUAUGGUGGAGGUCUGUUUCUCUCCUUAGCCCAAGUUGAGGAUAUGCUGAAGGGCCCCGACGCGAUUCUAUUCGCCAAAGAAGUAUCGGGUGAGAAGAUCGUUCAGCUUCACGAGAAGGGAGUGAUCCUUGCCUGUCUGGCCACGCUAGUCCCGAAAUCGAACGGUAAACUACAAGUGGCCAACGUGCCACCUACCUGGAGAGCUCGAUACGAUCAAGUUAUGGCAGGAUGGUCCAAUGAAGAAUUGGCCAAACUGGUCAACUUCGUCCCCGGAGUACUCACCUUUAACGAAGGGUUCCUAACCUUGGAUCCGGAGGGGAGUCAGUUCUUUCUGACCUUGCCGAAACCCAAUGUUAUGGACUUUAUGGAGCAAGUAGUCAGAGAUGAGACUGCCACCCUAAAGGCGUCCAAGGGACCAAACUCACACCCCAAGCCAUCUCGAAUGGCUGCAUCCUUUUCCCCCGGGAUGAGGUAGAAACGUACCGGUACAUGUUCUGUUUGGAAUGACAUUCCACUAGAAAAGGGAAAGAUGUGUUCGAAUUGAACUCAUUCAAAUUGAGCUUGACAUCAGUCACAAGUUUACUAUGGGUAUUAGAACGGGUGAAAAUUGUGAAUAAAUGUGCAACUUCAAGACAUGGAUCCUGUUUGGUCCAUUUGGAUGAGAGGAACCCUUCACUUGAGAAGGACGCUGGCCCCUACAGCUGCUUUCAAUUGUCAUCCAACUUUGAAGAUCUCUAAUGUGGCCUGCCAAUUUAAAUAAAGCAUGUCCAAUCUAAAUGCGA
Molecule: messenger RNA, 3796 nt
Organism: Tigriopus californicus
Lineage: Eukaryota; Metazoa; Arthropoda; Copepoda; Harpacticoida; Harpacticidae
Product: meiosis regulator and mRNA stability factor 1-like
Biological process (GO): post-transcriptional gene silencing
Cellular component (GO): peroxisome; cytoplasm
Molecular function (GO): mRNA base-pairing post-transcriptional repressor activity; RNA nuclease activity; CCR4-NOT complex binding
Source: RefSeq, a predicted model, not a curated record